Molecule: messenger RNA, 3138 nt
Organism: Vairimorpha ceranae
Lineage: Eukaryota; Fungi; Microsporidia; Nosematidae
Product: nuclear protein of the smc family
Exons: 1
Coding region: 1-3138 (1045 amino acids)
Biological process (GO): double-strand break repair via homologous recombination
Cellular component (GO): Smc5-Smc6 complex
Molecular function (GO): ATP binding; ATP hydrolysis activity
Source: RefSeq, a predicted model, not a curated record
AUGGAUAAUGAAAGAAAAUUUAAAAAUGGAAAUAUCAUUUCACUUUAUCUUACAAACUUUCAAACUUUUAAAUCAUCAAGAAUAAGAUUUUCUCCAUCACUAAAUUUUAUUAUAGGACCAAAUGGAUCUGGAAAGUCUACUAUCAGUAAUGCUUUAUCAUUAAUAUUUGGAGGAACUCCAAAAACAAUCGGUAAAACAAAAAAUUUGAAAGAAUACAUAAGAUUUGGAGCACAUGAUUGUAAAAUCGAAGCAGAAGUAUUUUAUGAAGGUGAAAUUUAUAAAAUUGGUAGAGGUAUUAGUAUAGCAAAUAAUUUUUGGUAUGUAAAUGGAGAAAUAGUUAAAAAAGGAAUAUAUGAACAGUUUAUUUCUAAAUUUAAUGUAGAUGUUAAUAAUUUAUGUCAAUAUCUACCACAAGAAAAAGUGGCAGAAUUUUGUAGAAUGAGUAAUGAAGAACUUUUAUACUCAACGUUAACUAGUUUAAAACGUCAAGAUUUACUAGAAAAUAUUACAUUUAUUAAUGACGUAGAGACAAAGUUAAAUGAUACUAAUACUAAAGAAUUAGCACUUAUAAAACAAAAGGAAGAAAUGCAAUUAAUUGUAGAAAAAAUUACUAAUGAUGUUGAAAAGUUAAAUGAAAGGGAUAUUAAGAAAAAGAAAAUUGACAUAAUGGAAAGUAAAAAAAUGUAUUUGGAAUAUGAAACUAUGGUUAGUGAUUAUAAAAGAUUGGAUCAAGGAAUAAAGACAUUAGAAAAUAAUUUAAAAGCAAACAAUAAAGAAAUAGAAGAUAUUAAUAAAUCAAUCGAAAAUAUUGAAAAAAAUCCUAAAAAUGUUUUAUUAAAUAAUAAAAUAGAUGAGUUAGAUACAUUUGAUGAUAAAUUGAAAAAUAUUAAAAAAAAUAUACUAAAUGAAAUGGAAAAUUUAUCACUUUUGGAUAUUGAUUUAGAACAUCUUAAUAAAAAGCGUGAGCAAAGAAAUUUAGAUGCGCAAAUUUUACAACAAAAAAUUGAAAGUAGUAAAGAAGAAAUAGAAAAAAUAAAACAAUGCAUUUUAGAUAAAAUGGAAUAUUUUGAACUUGAUGAAGAAGAUUUUUCUAUUAAACGAGCUAAAUGUGAUGAUCUCUCAUUUAUUUUUCAAGCAAGAAAUUUAGAUAAUUUAUUUGUAAAAUUUGAUAAAACAAAGAUAAAUAAAUUGGAAGAUGAAAAGUUUAAAUUUAAAAAUAAAGCAUUUAGCAUAAAUCAGAAAUGUUUUGAUAUUAAAAGAGAGGUUGAUGCACUUGAAGAAAGAAAGAAGAAAUUUAGUGAAGCAGAAGAAAGGAGAUUAGAGCAACUAAAAAAAUAUUCUUUUGAAACGUAUAAAGGUGUUGUGUGGUUAAGAGAGCAUAAAGGACAAUUUAAAGAUGAAAUUAUUGAACCCCCCUUUCUUAAUAUUACUAUUUCUGAUCAACGCUUUGUGAAUGAAAUUGAAGUAUUUUUAAGUUAUCAUGCUUUAACAUCUUUUAUUUGUAAAAAUCAGGAAGAUUUUGAAAAAUUAAGUAGAAUAUUGAAAGAUGAACUGAAUCUUGGUAUUAAUAUUGUAGAAGCUAUAAAAAAUCCACCCAGUAAUUAUUAUUCAACCGAGGAAGUAAAAAAAAUAGGAUUUGAUGGAUUAGCAAUUGAUUUUAUUGAUGCUUGUAGGGAAGUUAAAGAUUUUUUAAAAGCGAGUUGUUAUUUAAAUAAUAUUCCAAUUACAAAAAAGAAUAUUAAUGAUAAAUAUAUUUUUGAAACUACAUCUUUUAAAAGAAUUGCUAUGGAUGGGAAAUAUAUCGAAAUACGACGAAGUAAAUAUAAUUCUAAAGAUUUUGUAAUAUCAAGUUUUGUUAUUAAAACAAAGAAUCUUUUUUCGUCUAAAAUUGAUACUAGUGAUAUUGAAAAGAGAUUAAUGGAGUGUAAUGAAUUUAGAAGAAAUUAUAAUGAAGAAUUAAAAGUAUUACAUCAAGAAAUAGAUAAAAUUGAUUAUAAGUUAAAAAAAUGUUAUGAUGAAAGUAAAGAACAUACUAAUCAAAUUAUUAAAAUAAAAACCAAUAUUAAUAAUUAUAAAUCAUUAAUAGAACAAACGAAAACACUAAGUAUUGAAUUAAAAAAAGCUGAAGACAAGCAAGAUUUAAUUAAUAUUGAUAAAGACAUUAAUAGAAAGAAGAAAUUGAUAAAAAAUAAUUUAACAAAUUUUAAUAAGGAAAUUAUUUUAAUUUUAAAAGAUUCUAAUUAUCUUGUAAAUUUUAAAGAAGGUAUGUUAAUUUAUAAAGAAAUUAAAACAGAAUUUAGCAAACUACAAUCACUCUUAAAUAGUAAAAAUGCUAUAGAGCGUCAAAAUACAAUUAUUCAAUCUAAUAUAACUGAACAUACAACAUUGAAAGAGAGACUUAAACCUGAAAUUGUUAUAAGAAAAGAAGCAUUAAAGACAAAAACUUAUACAAGGGUGGAAAUGGAAACAGUUCCGAAUACUACAGAAGAAUUAAUAAAAGAAAUACGUACAGAGACUGCACAAUUAAAAUUUUAUGAUGUAGAUGAUAAUUUAAAACACGAAUAUCUUGAAAGUAAAAAUAAUCUUGACAAGUUAAUAGAAACAAUUAAUAAACUUGAAAAUGAUAAAAAAUCGUAUAAUGAAAAUAUAUUGAAUAAAAAACAAAAUACAUGCCAACAGAUUUCUGAAACUAUUGAAAGGAUUAAUACUGAAUUUAUUGAACUUUUUUCUAAAUUAGGUUGCCAAGGAAGAAUUGAAUUUGAACAUGUUGAUAAAUUGUGUAAACAAUGGAAACUUAAUAUUUUAGUGAAAUUUCGAGAAACGGAAAAAUUAGAAAAGUUAAAUUCUUUUCGACAAAGCGGAGGAGAAAAAUCUGUUUCUACAAUAUUGUAUCUUUUAGCUUUACAAAAGAUUGACACUGCACCAUUUAGGUUAGUUGAUGAAAUCAACCAAGGUAUGGACAAAUACAAUGAAAAGUUAGUAUUAGAAAUGCUAUUUGAUAUUUGUGAAAAAGAUGAAAGUACACAAUUUUUUAUUAUUUCGCCUAAACUUGUUGAAGGUUUAAAAUAUAACAAAAACAUGAAUAUAAUAGUACUAUUUUCUGACCAAAGUGAUAAAAUAAAAGAAGCAUUUAAGUAA